AUGGCGGGCGGCUUCCCGCUCAAGAAGUGGUCGGCGAACGAGGCGUCGAUACUCGAUGAGGUCCCUCCUGAGGAUCGCCUUCAACGCGAGCCCCGGUGGUGGCUCCCGGGAGAGAGCCACUUGACCCUCGGGCUGCGUUGGCAUCCACGCGAAGAUCAGUUCGCCUACUCGACGCAACUGACCCAACUGGAGGCUAUUACGAAGCGGUCGGUCUUAUCUUUAGCCGCUCGGCUAUUCGAUCCGCUGGGGUGGCUCGCCCCCACUACCGUAUUAGCUAAAAUUUUGUUUCAGUCCACCUGGUUGCUGGGAUUGGAUUGGGAAACGCAGCUCCCUGACACCGACGUCCGACGAUGGCUCGAAUUCCAGGCCGGACUGCCUCUACUGGAAACGAUCCGAGUGCCCCGAUGGCUGGAGAGCGAUCAAGAAGGUGUUAAGCGCGAACUGCACGGAUUCGCCGACGCCUCGGAAAAGGCGUACGCAGCAGUGGUCUACCUGCGGACCGAAAGCUCGAGCGGCGAAGUAGUCGUGAGCCUCGUGGCGGCGAAAACCAAAGUCGCUCCGUUAAAGCAGGUCAGCCUUGCACGGCUGGAGCUAAACGCUGCCGCCUUACUCGUCCGACUCGCCAACCAUGCUCGGCGGGUCCUCAAGAUAGAAGAGGAGCCGACCCAUCUGUGGACUGAUGCGACCGUAGUGCUAGGCUGGAUUCGAGGUCACCCUGCUUCCUGGAAGACAUACGUGGCAAACAGAGUGAGUGAGAUUCAGCUCACUCUCCCUGACGCUUAUUGGCAUCACGUCCCCGGGCGUGAAAACCCCGCCGACUGCGCGUCCCGAGGCCUCUUACCAAGGGAACUGGUGGAGCACCCGCUCUGGUGGCAGGGCCCGGCGUGGCUCCGAACUAAAACCGGUCCGUGGUCCGCUCCUUUGGACGACGAAGUACCCGUCGACCUCCCGGAACGGCGCUCUCACAUACAUGCCGUGGCAGCCGCUACGGAGGAGCCCGAGCUGCUGACGAGGUACUCAUCCCUGACGAGCUUGGCGCGGACGACAGCUUGGUGCCGCCGUUGGCUGCGGUGCCUGCGGGCGAGGCGGACUGCCCACGAGAAGCAGCCCGAUUCCUCCGCUGGGCUCGUACUAACACGCGAGGAGCUCAGCGACGCCAUCGUGGGUUGGAUCGGCUGGGUUCAAUCCAUUCAUUUCAAGGGGGAAGCGACGGCCCUCCGAAAGAACGCUCCGCUGCCGGCGCGCAGUACCAUCGCCUCGCUGAGCCCCUUCCUGGACGAGCGAGGCCUACUCCGCGUCGGCGGUAGACUCAAGAACGCCAUGCUUGCCUACGACGCUAGGCACCCUGUGAUCUUGCCGGGACCGUCACGAUUAACGAGGCUUAUCGUGGAGGCGUGCCAUCGGCGGACAUUGCACGGAGGAGUGCAGGCGACCCUCGGGGCCCUUCGCCAGGAGUACUGGGUCCCUCGCGGUCGUACAUUGGUGAAAGGGUGUAUUCGGCGUUGCGUGACGUGCGUGCGAUGGCGGGCGGCCUCUCCACAGCCUCUCAUGGGAAGCCUCCCUGGUCCUAGGGUAACUCCCGCUCGGCCAUUCCUGAACACCGGAGUCGACUACGCCGGACCGGUGUGGCUGAGAACCUCCAAGGGACGGGGCCAGCGGGCCUCUAAAGCAUUUAUCGUUGUAUUUGUAUGUCUGUGUUCUAGAGCGGUACACCUCGACGUGGCUACGGACUACACCGCCGACGCCUUCCUGGCUGCGCUGCGCCGCUUCGUCUCCCGCCGAGGUUUAUGCCAGACGUUGUACAGCGACCGCGGCACAAAUUUUGUCGGUGCCGACGCACAAUUGCGCGAUCUAUUCUCCGCCGGCGGCCAGGGGGGCCGACGCAUCGCCGAGCGCGUUGCUGAGGAGAGGAUAGCGUGGCGCUUCAAUCCCCCCGCUGCGCCCAACUUUGGCGGCAUCUGGGAGGCAGCCGUCAAGUCGACCAAGCAUCACUUGCGGCGAGUGAUCGGCGAGGCGACUCUCACCUACGAGGAGAUGGCCACGUUAUUAUCUCAGGUAGAGGCGUGCCUGAAUUCACGUCCCCUGCAGGCCCUGACAGACGACCCUGAGGACCUCAGCCCGCUCACUCCCGGCCACUUCCUCAUAGGCUCGGCCAUCAGCGCCGUACCGGAGCCGUCGUUGACGGAGGAGAGAACGACUCGGUUGUCCCGCUGGCAACAAGUCCAGCAGAUGCGGGACCAUUUCUGGGCGCGAUGGUCUAAGGAGUACCUCCAGACGCUUGCUCAUCGCCCGAAAUGGCUCAAGGCCGACCUGGAGGUGCGAGCAGGCCGCUUGUGCCUCGUAAGAAGCGAGACGACGCCCCCGACCAAGUGGCCCCUCGCUCGGAUUGAGGAGCUACUCCCGGGCGACGACGGACAGGUUCGCGUCGUCAAAGUUCGAACGGCGGCAUCGAUACUCACACGGCCUGUGAGCAAACUCGUCCUCCUCCCGGACUGCGACGCACCGGGAAGCGAGGAGUAA
Temnothorax curvispinosus is the source of this 2520-nucleotide messenger RNA. RefSeq lists its product as uncharacterized. Bases 1 to 2520 code for a protein of 839 amino acids. Gene Ontology annotation, molecular function: nucleic acid binding. NCBI's taxonomy places the organism in Eukaryota, Metazoa, Arthropoda, Insecta, Hymenoptera, Formicidae. The record is from RefSeq and is a predicted model, not a curated record. The transcript has a single exon. Gene Ontology annotation, biological process: DNA integration.